This is a messenger RNA of Cydia splendana, 4136 nucleotides long. RefSeq names its product transmembrane channel-like protein 7. Gene Ontology annotation, molecular function: mechanosensitive monoatomic ion channel activity. The record is from RefSeq and is a predicted model, not a curated record. The transcript has 6 exons. NCBI's taxonomy places the organism in Eukaryota, Metazoa, Arthropoda, Insecta, Lepidoptera, Tortricidae. Gene Ontology annotation, cellular component: plasma membrane. The coding region runs from base 311 to 2707 and encodes 798 amino acids.
GAAUGGUGAGAGGUUGUCGUUUUUCACCGAGUUCCGAUAGCUGCGGAUAUUAAAUCGGAAACCCUUAUUACCUCUCCCCUCAAUAGGCUUAUCUCCGUUUAGAAAAAUGCUCAAUUUAAAACAAGGAUUUAAAAAAUGCUGAAACAAGUUUUACAGGAGUUUCAUUCAUCAUGUUCCUAAAUAAAAGUGAUCGAUAAUAUUUUUCUUUUGAAAGAACAAAAAGUGUAGCGAAUCAAUUAUGAUUACAAUUAUUACUAAUUCACAUGCGCUUGAAUAGUGUGUGCAAUUGAAAGCAUAAAAUGACGUAGCCAUGUCAGGCGGCAACUCGUCAAGGGGCAAGUCCCACGCCCGCCACUCCGGCUGGGAGGAGGCGGGGGGAGAGUUCUACCAAGAGUUAUAUCCUGGGGCCGAGCAAGAACUAUUUGAUAAUCUUCAACGAGCCGAUGCUAACAAGCUAGCGACGCUAUUGCCAUCUAAACAAGCCCGAACUACGACGGUGAAACGCGUGCGGUCUCAAAAUGAACGAAGACAAUCCACCUACGCGCGCACCACUCAGAGCCGGGACAUACAUCUGUCUAUGCUGCCGGACCUAUCAGAGAACCUGUCAAAUGAGGAACGAACAUGGGAGGAGAUCAUGCAGAUCAAGGCCAUGCCGGUGCCCAUGAGCCAAAAAAGGGACCUCAAGGCCAGGCUACAGAAUGCCACGAAACUCCGCCUCGUGGGCUUCGAGCAGCUACAAUGGCGCCAAAGAAAAGUAUGGCAUCGCUUCCGCAUCCGGUCCACCGAAAUUAUGGGCAAACUGAAACUUUGGCAGUCCCCCAUGCGAGAGAUCGAGGGCAGCUUCGGCACUGGUGUAGUAUCAUACUUCCUAUUCCUACGCUGGCUACUAUUCCUAAACCUAGUAAUAUCACUGGUGGUAGUCACCUUCCUAAUAUUACCAAAGACUUUACUAGUCGAAGACACUCAAGAAUGUAAUGAGAAUUUCCCUAACUCGACUGAAUGUUGCUCAGAAGCGUAUUUGGAAAAGAAUUUAACUGACAGUAAUAUUUUUUUCGAUGUGAUACAAGGAACUGGAUGGAUGGAAAGGACUUUCUUGUUCUACGGAGUGUAUAGCAACCAAAUAUAUACGUACUUCUUGGAGGGUUUGCUGGAUUCACGGAUGUAUUAUAACAUGCCUCUGGCUUAUAUACUAGUACCUAUAUCUUGGGCGUUAUUAUCUUUGAUAGCUAUAGUAAGAACCGGAGCGAAAGGAUUCAAAGAGAGGCUAGUAGAGAGCGAAGGACAAUUCUACAUGUACUGUAACCUGGUAUUUGGAGGAUGGGACUUUUGUAUUCAUAAUGAUAAAUCGGCGAAAAUUAAACAUAAGGCGAUAUACAACGAGGUCAAAGGAUGCCUUGAACAGGAGAGGUUUAAAGAGGAAAAACAGCUUAGAAGCAGGGAAACUCAAAUACUGUUGCAUUUAAAACGAAUUUUCAUCAAUUUGGUCGUUUUUGCCAUAUUAAUGGCCUCAGGUAUACUUAUCUAUCUAACAUUUAACUAUACCAUUGAUAAACUCGGAGAGUUAAUAAGUAACGACUCAAAUUUGUCAUCGAAUUUCGACGCUGCUAACGCAACGCUAGCGCAACCUAUAACCUUAAGAUUAUUCAGAGAAGGAUCAUAUUCCUUUAGCCAGCUGCAAACCACCUUACUCGAGUUCCUUCCAUAUAUUUGCAUCGUCGCUUUGAACAUUAUUGUACCAGAAUUAUUCGGCUAUUUAAUCAAAUUUGAAGAUUAUACGCCGGCUAGCGUUAUAAUAAUAACAUUGCUCAGGACAGUACUGCUCAGACUAUCUUCCUUAGGCGUUCUUUUAAGCCAAAUAUAUCACAGAAUCACAGGGAAACACGGUGGAGUGUGUGCAUACAACAACGAUGAUUCUCUUGCCUUAGAAUGUUGGGAGACAUACGUAGGCCAGCAACUAUAUAAGCUGAUACUUACCGAUUUCGCGUUACAAUUCUUCACAACAUUCUUUAUUAAUCUGCCUAGAGCUUUCAUAGCACGGCAUACUGUUAGUCGUUGCUUUAAAAUCAUUGGCGAACAAGACUUUUAUUUACCUAAACAUGUCUUAGACAUAGUUUACACACAAACUAUCAUCUGGAUGGGUACGUUUUUCUGUCCAUUUCUACCUAUAAUCGGGACUGUGUUCUACUUUAUAAUAUUCUACGUGAAGAAAUUCACUUGCUUAGUGAAUUGCACGCCUUCACCAGUCGUGUAUAAAGCGUCUAAAUCUAAAAGUCUCUUCAUGUCAGUAUUGCUACUAGGUUUCGUUGUGUCUAUCGUCCCAGUAGCUUAUUCUAUCGCUGAAUUAGAUCCUUCAGUUAACUGUGGGCCUUAUAGAGGUCUGACAACUGUGUGGUCAUUCGCUGUAAGCACUUUUGUAAACUUACCACCCGCUAUAAGAGCAUUCGUGUUUUUCAUAGGAACGUCAACUUUCGCGAUCCCAGCGUUCGCUGUUAUGCUUUUCGCUUUAUACUACUAUUGGGCUGUAGCAGCAGCUAAUAGGCAUAUGGUGGUUGUUUUAAAGAAUCAGUUAGUCCUAGAAGGGCAUGAUAAGCAGUUCUUGCUGAACAGAUUGAGCGCUUUCAUAAGGCAGCAUCAGAAAAGGUGUGAGAGAAGGAAUAGAGCCAGUUUCGCAGACGAUGAUGCGUCGAUUAGGCAGAGCUCUAGGUAGUCUGGCGAAUAAAUAAGCGAUGAUAAGCGAUGUUACGAUGUUAUGAUUAGGACUUAUUGUACAGUACUGUCGAUGCAAAAAGAUCUACACGCAAUUGUGUUAUACUCCUUCUAAGCUAAAUUUGCAAAUAAAGGAGUGUCAUUUUAAACGUUAUAUUUUCAAAAUUUGACAUUAAUGAUGACGCUACCACACUUUGUCAUUCAAAAUGCGAUGCAGUUAGCUUGGUCCGAUUUUAUCCAAAAGUGAAGUAUAAAUUACGUUAAUUAUCUUAGUGUUUACAUCAAGAUUUGUCUUCUGCUCUUUAAAAGUAUUACGAAGGCAUGAAAGAUUUGAUGAAUUAUAUCAAAUGGUAUUUUGCAUUGCUAAAUAUAAAAUAAAAGAGAUAGGUAGACAAAUACACGUAUAACACACAUUAUGGAUGGAUGUAUCUUUUUUUUAAAGAUUUGUAAGAUAAUACCAAUCAAGAUAAUACCUAAGUAUUUGAAUUAAAUGAAAUAUCGGUGUAUAAUAUGUAAAUUUAUGUAAUAAGAUGAUUUUGAAGACUUGUUCUAAUCGAAAUUAUGUCAAACAUCGAUUUGACUAUAGCCCCAUGUUAUUUAUACUAUAAAUUAUUUCUUUUUUAUAAUGAGUGUUUUUUAUAAACUUUAGCUCACAUUAUCUUCCAUUUUCUCUUAUUGAAUGUUCUUUUUAAUGUUUUAUUGUAAUGAGGGUUUCAGCGAUCGAGUUUUUCACUAGAUGACAGCACCGUGGCGAGAGGUCUAGCUGUCAUAAUCCACCAAUCAUGUUUAACCAUGUUUUUUUUAUUGGUGGAUUUUGACAGCAGCUGUCAAAAAGACAUCUCGUCACGGUGCUGCCAUCUAGUGAAAAUCUCGAUCGCGGAGACACUAAUUAUAGUGAAUAUGUAAAUGUUGUACUAUAACUACUGUAAUUAUAAAUAAAAGGCUGCUAGUCAAGUAAGAUUAACUCCAUGUGGCAGUGUCUGGGACAAAUGUCACGUUAUCAAGCAAAAGGGCAAUCAAAAUGGACUAUAUCAAUAUCCAACAAUAUGGUACCGUUUUGCCGAAACCGUCACAAAUAUUUAAAAAAUGCUUACACUCUUAUGAAUUCAUUAAACUUAGAAGCCUCUUAUAAAACAAAAGUGUCAAAAAAUUAGACAUCUUAUCAACGAUUUGUUAGAUUUUACAAACGUUUAUGAAUACAGAUGUAGUGGAUAAUUGUUUUCCAUCGUAUUUUCUCGGAAACCCUCGUAUUUGUCAUGCUACUUCAGUGAAUGUCAGUACUUUGUACCGAGACUGACUGAAAUAGCAAGACACGUUCGUACGUUUCCGUGAAAAUACGAUGGAAAAUAAUUAUGCACUACAUCUUAAGUAUAGAUGGUCAAGCAAAUCUUGUCAGUAGAAAAAUGCGCGAAAUUCAAAUUUUCUAUGGG